AUGGCGCAAAAACCCACCUAUACCGAUCAACAACUGGAGUUAUACUUGAACCGUAUCGGGUACUCCAACUCCGCUCAAUCCGAGAACAAUCUUCAGCAUCUCCGCCAGCAUAUCGAGAAUGACGCACUUUCUGCGCUGUCUGAACUCCAAAGGCGACAUCUCACUGCCAUUCCAUGGGGCAACUCGGCGCUGCAUUACUCGCAACAUCAUACUAUCUCUCUGAACCCGCAGAAUCUCUUUGAGAAGAUGGUGGAGCGGCGGCUAGAUGGGUACUGCAUGGAGAACACGGGGAUCUUCUUUAUCGUCUUGCGGUCCCUGGGGUACCUAGUUUACGCCACUGGAGGUCGAGUCAGUCAUGCUGCGUCGAAGGGAGUGGAUAAUGGAUUAUAUUUGUCCUUUGGACAUAUGAUUCUGAUUGUGGUAAUUGACGGAAUGAAGUACAUGGUUGAUGUCGGCUUUGGAAACAAUUGUGCCACUGCUCCAUUAUUACUUCAAGAGGGUGCUACUGCUACGGCUAUCGCGCCAUCCGAGAUGCGGAUUGUCAGAGAAAGCAUUGCCGAGUUCACAGACCCAAAUCAAAAGAUCUGGAUCUACCAAACAAGAUACAACCCCGAGAGCAAGUGGCUGGAUCAGAUCUGCUUUUCCGACGUGGAGUUCCUACCCCAGGAUUUCGGUGUCAUGAACUUCUCCGUCAGCCAGAGCCGAACCAGCUGGUUUACCCAGGUGUUUGUCUGCAUCCGGAUGAUUUUGAACCAAAGUGGCACAGAAAUCAUUGGCCAGUGCGUUAUGUCGGGUAAAGAAGUCAAGGAGAGAUUGCGCGGGCAAACGGAGAUCUUGCAAGUGCUGGAGACCGAAGAGGACCGCGUCAAGGCACUGGCCAAGUAUUUCGAUAUGCACCUUCGUGAGUCUGAGAUCCAAGGAAUUCGGGGAAUGACCUCGGAGAUCAAGUAG
Messenger RNA from Penicillium mononematosum, 951 nucleotides. RefSeq names its product arylamine N-acetyltransferase family protein. The transcript is spliced from 3 exons. Gene Ontology annotation, molecular function: acetyltransferase activity. The record is from RefSeq and is a predicted model, not a curated record. NCBI's taxonomy places the organism in Eukaryota, Fungi, Ascomycota, Eurotiomycetes, Eurotiales, Aspergillaceae. Bases 1 to 951 code for a protein of 316 amino acids.